Capronia epimyces CBS 606.96 is the source of this 717-nucleotide messenger RNA. RefSeq names its product acetyltransferase. NCBI's taxonomy places the organism in Eukaryota, Fungi, Ascomycota, Eurotiomycetes, Chaetothyriales, Herpotrichiellaceae. The coding region runs from base 1 to 717 and encodes 238 amino acids. Gene Ontology annotation, molecular function: acetyltransferase activity. The record is from RefSeq and is a predicted model, not a curated record. The transcript is spliced from 3 exons.
AUGACAACCCCUCCGCUCUCCGAGAACAAGCUGAAUAUGGCCCGCGGCGAGCUCUAUCACGCCUUCACGCCGGAGCUCGUCGCCGAGCGUACAAGGUGUAAGACGGCUCUGCGCACGUAUAAUAAUGCCGUUGUGGGCGCCACAUCGCGGCGGGAUAGCGUUCGGCUCUGGAGAGAAUUAGUGGGCGACACCACUCCUCUGCCACCCGAGCUACCUGACGCUGCCGCCGACGAGGCGCAGUUCGACGAUGAUCCCUGGGUAGAGGGCCCGGUGUUCAUGGACUACGGCACGCAGGUCAAGUUGGGCAAGGGCGUGUUCAUCAACGCACACUCGACUUGGAUCGACACGUGUACUAUCCGCGUCGGGGCGCGCACGCUCUUCGGUCCGCACGUCUCGCUGUACAGUGGCACGCAUCCGCUCGACCCGGAGAUCCGUAACGGUACCAAGGGUCCAGAGUCAGGCCGAGAGAUUCACAUCGGAGAGGACUGCUGGAUCGGUGGGAACGUCACGAUCUUGCCGGGGAUCACGGUGGGAAGGGGUGCGACGGUAGGGGCUGGGAGCGUGGUCACCAAGGAUGUGCCACCCUUUCACGUGGUCGCGGGCAAUCCGGCGCGCAUAAUACGCAAGAUCAAGACGAUUCUGGAUCCAGAGCAGAGCGUGCUGGAAAGAGAUAAGGACACGCAAGGAGCAGAACUGCCCAUGGCGGCCAUCUCGUAG